UUUUAUUACAGGUGCAAAAGAGGUGUAUAAAACAAGUUGAUUUGCGUUCAAAAGUUUUGCGUUUUUAAUGGAUUGGGAUGACCCAAGGACAUCUCUGAACAUGGAAACCAUAUCGGAUGAAAUUACUGAAGCAGGAUGAUGCUGAAAAUCUCGCAGAUUCUCAAAACAAUUCGCAAACUGAUGACAUUAUAGAAGAAGAAACAAAUAUGGAACAUUCCUCCAUUACACCAGAAAGUAAUAAAGAUGACACACAGGGACCAUCAAUCAGUGCAAGAGAAGAAAGUCCCAAGAUUCCGUCAUCGGGAGAAGAAUGGUUAGCUGUUGCCGAUAAAUUUAUAAGGCUUUGGAAUUUCCCUAACUGCGUUGGCUCUAUGGACGGGAAACAUAUUAUACUGCAAUCACCUAAAUGUAGUGGCAGUGACGACUUUUCAACUACAAAGGCUUUUUGAGUAUUGUGUUGUAAGCAGUAGUCGAUGCGGAUUAUAAUUUCAUUUUUGCUGACGUAGGCGUUCAAGGAAGGAUUUCCGAUGGAGGCGUUUUUAAAAACACCGUAAUUCAUCACAAGAUGCAAAAUAACCCCUUGGGUUUGCCCUCUGCUAAACCUUUUCCAAACAGACAAAAACAAGUGUCCUAUGUAUUUGUAGCUGACGACGCCUUUCCACUUACUAAACACCGUUUGCGGGGCUAUAUUCAAAAGGGUCUAAGGAAAGGACAUCUAAUUACCGGCUUAGCAGAGCACGCUGAGUAGUGGAAAAUGUUUUCGGUAUUAUUUCGUCCAUUUUUCGAGUGUUAAGAAAACCAUUGCUAUUAGAACCACCAAAGGCAGAAUUAGUGGUCAUGGCAAUAGUGCAUUUGCAUAUUUUUUUGCGAAAUAGCAGAAAUUCUCAAAGUUACAAUUCAGACUUGACAUCAGAAAAUGUAGGGAUAGAUGACAUUUUAACACAGGACGAUACAUUAACAUCUUUCCUACCCUUAAAAACUGUGCCCCGCAGAUCGUCACUUGUCGCAAAAGAAAUCCACUUUGUUACAAAUGGAGCUGUUUCCUGGCAAUCAGAGUUCGCAUAAUAGUGUGUCAAGAUCAGUAAAAAAAUUGCUUACCGUUAUGGUUUCCGUGUUCAGAGAUGUCGUUGGAUCAUCCCGAUCCAUUAAAAACUCAAAACUUUUGAACGCAAACCAACUUAUUUUAUACACUUCUUUUGCGCCUGUAAUACAAAAACAUGUCAAUAAAAUUUGUAUG
Molecule: messenger RNA, 1237 nt
Organism: Acanthoscelides obtectus
Lineage: Eukaryota; Metazoa; Arthropoda; Insecta; Coleoptera; Chrysomelidae
Source: the annotation of a GenBank genome assembly